Molecule: messenger RNA, 1628 nt
Organism: Ruditapes philippinarum (Manila clam)
Lineage: Eukaryota; Metazoa; Mollusca; Bivalvia; Venerida; Veneridae
Product: failed axon connections homolog
Exons: 6
Coding region: 469-1311 (280 amino acids)
Cellular component (GO): cytoplasm
Source: RefSeq, a predicted model, not a curated record
UAUUAUAAAAUAUGUAUGUAGGCCUAUUUCUUAAUUAAAUGUCGCCGGCGGCCGGCACAUUUAUAGCGCGUUUAACAAACAUGCUUGAUUUAUUUCGCGGUAUGUUACGCCAAAUGAAUUUUACAUUAUAAACAUACAAACAGACGUAUGGUCGCAAAUUAAUGGAAAAUAAUAUUGCGCUAAGUUAUUACGGUCUUUUUAAAAAGAAUUGGAGCUCUUAAAAUAUACACGGCAUACGGAAAUAUAGAUACUUGUUUAACCGGCGUUUUUAUACUGUCAACAUUAAUUUUUAUUUCCUAUUAAAGAUGUAACUGCCACUUAAACCGUGUUUUACCGUACUUGUUGUUAAUUGCUUAAUUCUCUCAAGUCAGACUUAUUUUAUGGACUACAUUUGAAAGAAAUUAGCUUUAAAAGCAGUGUUUAAUUUAGUAUUCUAUCAAUAUUUGGACAGUGUUUUAAUUUUACACCAUGGAGUGGACAUCUAUUGCGAUAGGUAGUGCUGCUGUUGUUGCUACAGUUAUAUACGUGAUGAAGAACAGACGGACGGACAUUAAAAGAGAAUGCGGAAAAGAUUACCCGAAAGAUACUGUCAUUCUGCACCAGUUUCCACGCGGACCUUAUGCUCCCAGCAUGUCAGGGUUCUGUAUCAAACUUGAAACUUUUCUUAGAAUGGCCAACAUACCAUAUCAGAAUGUCCAUGCCUAUAAAACUGGCCCGAAAGGGAAGUCUCCGUGGAUAGAGUAUAAUGGUGAUGUCAUGGCAGAUUCCCAGCUAAUAAUGUCUUUUCUCAGUGACAAAUUAGAAAUCGACCUCGACAAGACGUUGUCCAAAGAACAAAGAGCAACGGCAAGAGCUUUUCAGAAAAUGGUGGACGAAUAUACGUACUGGUCAGUUUUACUGGAGAGAUGGGUAUAUCACAGAGGGGAGUCAUGUAAAACAAUUACAAAGCUGCCGUCACUAGUGGUGUGGGAGAUUGGUAGAAGGACAAAGAAUAUGGCAUAUGCGCACGGCAUUGGUAGACAUACGCAACAGGAAGUGGAUCUCAAUUUAGAGGCGGAUUUAACUGCUCUUUCCGACUUUUUAGGAGAUAAGAAGUUUAUGUUUGGAGAUGAGCCUACGGAAGUAGAUUGUGCAAUAUUUGGACAAGUUUCACAAGUUAAAUACCACGUGCCGGACGCUGUGAAAGCGAAACAAUUCUUAAAAGAUUGUGUACCAAAUUUAGACGCUUAUUGUGAGAGAAUGAAAGAGAGGUUCUGGCCAGACUGGGACGAGUGCGUCACAAACGGAUUUACUAAAGAAGCAACUAAGUGAGGCAGUCCAGAACGGAGACUUAACGUCUGCUUGAUAGGAUAUAGGUUCGGGGUCACGUGUUCGAGUAACUGGCCCAGCAACAAUUAUUUUGUGUAUUUUUUUACGAAGAAUACGAUUAGUCAAUUGCCUUUGUUCAUAUUGUUCAUAGUUAUUCGAUCUACGAGACAGAUGACUUCUAAUUUGCUAAGUUUAUUCUUACUAUUUAUGCAAUGUGAUUAAACAUGCUAUGCUUUUAACCAACCAUUUGUGUUUGGACAUACAUUUGUAUGUGAGUUUGUGUUAUUAAACAGUGUGCUUAUACCAGUUGAAGAUACAAA